Molecule: messenger RNA, 1140 nt
Organism: Chaetomium strumarium
Lineage: Eukaryota; Fungi; Ascomycota; Sordariomycetes; Sordariales; Chaetomiaceae
Exons: 4
Coding region: 1-1140 (379 amino acids)
Source: RefSeq, a predicted model, not a curated record
AUGAGGCUCCUCAAUACCGAGACCCUCCAGCUCGAGACUUUCGUGUCUCACGAAACAUCCCGCUACGCGAUUCUUUCUCAUACAUGGGACGAGGAUGAAACGCUCUUCGAGGACCUCAGGGGCAAACCGCCGGGACCUCUGAACACCGGCAAGGCUGGCGACGCGAAAAUCGACACUUGCUGCAUCAACAAAUCAAGCAGCGCGGAGCUCUCGGAGGCAAUCAACUCCAUGUUCGAAUGGUAUCGUGCUUGUCAAAUCUGCUACGCCUAUCUGUCGGACGUCACCGACGGAGAUGAGGCAGCCCCGCAGAGCAGCCGGUGGCUCACGCGGGGAUGGACCCUCCAGGAACUCAUAGCACCGGAUGAGGUUGUCUUCUGCAACAAGUACUGGGAGAUAAUUGGAAACCGGAGGGAUCUUGCAGCCCAUCUGUCGAACCUCACCAGAAUCGACGAGGCAAUUUUACACAGGGACCCCGGUGUCGAUGUGAACCGUCUGUUAGCUGAGAUCGGCGUCGCCGCGCGCAUGUCUUGGAUUCGCCACAGGCAAACCACAAGAAAGGAGGACAUGGCAUAUUGUCUCAUGCGACUAUUCGACGUGAACAUGCCGCUCCUGUAUGGCGAGGGCACAAAGGCUUACACUCGCCUCCAGCAAGAGAUCAUAAAGAACAUAGACGAUCAGUCAAUUCUGGCCCAUUGGACUCUUGGCACUAGAGAUGGCUGGGAGGGGCUCCUGGCGAGAGUUCCUCCUAGGUCUCAAUUUCUCCGCGUUCCCCUUCUAGCCAAAGUGUUGAAGGUGUCCUCGCUCAGACCGCCGGACAACUCGACAGAACUGAAUCGGACGUGGCUGGCCGUGCUAGAUUGCCACCACGCAUCCGACUUUCUCAUCAGACCAGCCAUCCUCCUGGAGCCUCUCAACGGGUCUAUGGAAUCGGGGUAUCGAUCGUUCCGAAAAAUCGGUCCAGUUGCUUGGCUAAUUCCACCAGCCCAUGCUGCCGGCAAUGACUUGCAAGUCGGAGCCGUCUACUGCAACCGAGCUGAAACUUUGAAGGAUAUUGAGACAGAGCAACAUCCAUUCAAAGCCCGCUGGCAGCUACAGGCAGGAACCUCAGCCAUUCACAAUCUUCCUCCAGGACUCGACUAA